AUGAAGAAAGCUGCUUGGGAGGUUUUUAUGACAUCACUUCCAUUCAAAUUCCAUUGGUUAGAACUCAGUCACAUAGCUUCACCUAAUGGUUUUUUUAACCACUUAACCUAUUUUCUGGCUGCUGGUGCUGUUACUUUGGGAAUUGGUUUCUUUGCUUUGGCAUCAGCUUUGUGGUUCCUGAUUUGCAAGCGAAGAGAAAUCUUUCAAGAUUCCAAAUUUAAAGCAAUUGAUGAGAGAUGCAGUCAGAGACCUUCAAAGGCGAAGAUUAAAUCUCAUUCUCAGUGUGUUUUUAUUUCUCGAAAUUUUCAUACUGGAAGAUUCCAAUUACAGGAGGAGCAAAGAAAAACGGAAACAGAGCAUAUAAAAGCAAUUAAAGAUCAUUCUAAAGAUGAAUUCUGCCUUGCAACAAAGAAGGUUAUUUGUGACCCCUCAGAGACAAGCUCGGCAGCAAAUCCCAGCAGUGUUACCUUAAGCUUAUCAACAUUACCAUCUGAUUCUUACUACAGCCAAAGUAUAGAAGUAGCUGAUGACUGGUUUUCUGAUGAUUCUCUAGUGAGAAAGAGCCCUCCAAUGCCUUUUCUUGGGGAGCCUCUAAUGGAAAAAGUAUUUUCAUACUUGUCAACCAUUCCACUAGAAGACUGUACCGGAACUGUACUAAAUAUGACACUUUAUGAUGAUCAAAAAGAUGACAACAUUAAGGAAAUAUUUACACGAAGAAAUACAGAGGUUGAAAUACAAAACCUUCAACAUAAUAGUGAAUGAUUUUUUCUUUUGAAACUUUGUGUGCACUGAAAUCAUGUAAAGUUAAAAGUGAAUUACCAGCUUCUGAGUCUCUUAACAUG
Hippopotamus amphibius kiboko is the source of this 842-nucleotide messenger RNA. RefSeq names its product chromosome 1 C1orf185 homolog (gene C1H1orf185). Lineage: Eukaryota; Metazoa; Chordata; Mammalia; Artiodactyla; Hippopotamidae. The transcript is spliced from 5 exons. The coding region runs from base 1 to 762 and encodes 253 amino acids. The record is from RefSeq and is a predicted model, not a curated record.